CAUGUCAGUUGACUAAUUCAGUGAGAGUUGAGGAAGUCACACGCAAGCUCGUGCUUUCCCGGGUUGGUGAAAUAUUUACAAGAUCCCAGGCAAUAAACACGUCUUGCAUAUUGUCGAUAAUCUGGACCGGCCUCUCCCAUUCUCAGUGGACUUGAGCACGGACCAUUAAGGCGCGUGUGCUUCCUUCAACAUGUCCGCACAAAGGUUGCUGCUGUGUUGCCUUCUCUUUGAAGGCACUCUGGCGCUCUCAGGCAACUUUUGGCACAUCACCGACCUGCACUGGGACCCGUCCUACGCCCUGGGAGACGACCCCAAGAAGGUGUGCGCAUCGAGCGGGGUUCGACCCGCCGCCCAGGCGGGCGUAUUCGGUGACUACGCGUGCGACUCGCCAUUGAAACUCAUCAACUCCUCCAUUUAUGCCAUGAAGAAGUUUCUACCGGACCCGGAUUUCAUUGUGUGGACUGGGGACGACACGCCGCAUGUUCCUGACCGGGAUCUGAGCACAGAGGCGGUGCUGAGCAUCAUCAGCAAACUCACGGACGCCAUAAACCAGGUCUUUCCCAACACCAAAGUGUACUCGGCCCUGGGUAACCAUGACUACCACCCCAAGAGCCAGCUUCCUGGAGGCCCCAGCUUCAUGUACAACCAAACAGCUGGAAUAUGGCAGCACUGGCUGGAGCCCGAGUCCCGAGAAACAUUCCAGAAAGGUGGUUAUUACACGGAGAAGCUGCUGAACAUGACAGGCUUCCGCAUCUUGGUGCUCAACACAAAUCUCUACUACGACCGCAACUUGCUGACCCAGAACACUGAAGACCCCGCGGGACAGUUCAGCUGGGCAGACCGAGUCCUGGCAGAGGCGGCCGGCAACAAAGAGAAGGUGUACGUCAUAGGUCACGUGCCACCGGGCAUGUUUGAGAAGACAAGGAACAAACCCUGGUUCCGACCAGACUUCAACAGGCGAUACAUGGAGUUGAUCGGCAAGCACCAUUCUGUCAUCGCGGGACAGUUCUUUGGACACCAUCACACAGACACCUUCCGCAUGUUCUACAACUCGGAGGGUUCUCCCAUCAGCACAAUGUUCCUCAGCCCGGGGGUGACCCCGUGGGAGACGACGCUCCCCGGAGUGAAGAACGGCGCCAACAAUCCUGGCAUUCGGAUCUUCGAAUACGACACGCGAAGCCUCCUGGUCAAAGACGUGGUGACAUACUACCUGAACCUGACCCACGCCAACGCCGGCUGGGAUCGCUGGGAGAAGGAAUACCGCCUCACCGAGAGCUUCCACGUGCCCGACGCCUCCCCCGCCUCCAUGGAUCUGGUCCUGGAGGGGAUCUCUAGGGACGGCUGCCGCCUGCAGAAGUACUACCACUUCAACUCGGUGAGCUACGACCUCAGCGAGUGCGACGCCGCCUGCCGCGUGGACCACGUGUGCUCGCUGCGAGAGGUGGACUACCACAGGUACGAGCGCUGCCUGCUGACAGAGGCGGCGUCUUCCGGCGGCGGCGGCGGCUCGCUGACUGUCGUCGCCGUGGCUGCAAGCAUCCUGUUUCUUUUGAAUCAGCAGUAAUUAGCAAGCAUCCUGUUUGUUUUGAAUCAGCAGUAGUUAGCAAGCAUCCUGUUUGUUUUGAAUCAGCAGUAGUUAGCAAGCAUCCUGUUUCUUUUGAAUCAGCAGUAGUUAGCAAGCAUCCUGUUUGUUUUGAAUCAGCAGUAGUUAGCAAGCAUCCUGUUUGUUUUGAAUCAGCAGUAGUUAGCAAGCAUCCUGUUUGUUUUGAAUCAGCAGUA
Nerophis ophidion (straightnose pipefish) is the source of this 1779-nucleotide messenger RNA. RefSeq names its product sphingomyelin phosphodiesterase acid like 3B (gene smpdl3b). Gene Ontology annotation, molecular function: sphingomyelin phosphodiesterase activity. NCBI's taxonomy places the organism in Eukaryota, Metazoa, Chordata, Actinopteri, Syngnathiformes, Syngnathidae. The record is from RefSeq and is a predicted model, not a curated record. The transcript is spliced from 8 exons. Bases 191 to 1564 code for a protein of 457 amino acids. Gene Ontology annotation, biological process: sphingomyelin catabolic process.